ACCCGGUCCAGAACAAGGAAUAUAGCCCAGCAAGGCCCUUAAGAGGUCUAUUUCUCAUAUUGCUUUACUGCUGCUAACCGAUUGCUCUUCCUCUUUCGAAUCUUUUUUGACCGAGAUGCCUCGAUUCCUCAAGUCUGGAAAGGUUGUCGUUAUCCUUAACGGCCGUUACGCUGGCAAGAAGGCCGUCAUCGUGAAAAAUAGCAAUCCAACAACUGCUUUUGAAUCAUCGUUUACAUUUCAAUGGAGUGCGAAGGGUUAUGGCUGGAAGGCGAAGGCGUCUUCAUCAACUAGUACGGGAGCAGAAACAAUGAAGGAGCAGACGUUACUUGAACAGCAUACGGGAUCUAUAAGCAGCGCUCUGGAUCGCUUCAAGGAAACACACAUUUUUUAUAGUUGUUCAUGAGGGCACCAACAUCUUUUAGGGUUCAACUAUGGGUCAAAACCAUCUUUCAGCAAUCCAGACAACUGUCGACAUAUACCGCAGCCACAGAGCGAUAUUUUUUCUUGGGUUGUUGUAAUGGAGACGCCUGAGUGAAAGGAGAACUUCGGG
Molecule: messenger RNA, 550 nt
Organism: Gamsiella multidivaricata
Lineage: Eukaryota; Fungi; Mortierellomycota; Mortierellomycetes; Mortierellales; Mortierellaceae
Exons: 2
Coding region: 116-403 (95 amino acids)
Source: RefSeq, a predicted model, not a curated record